Molecule: messenger RNA, 527 nt
Organism: Aspergillus aculeatinus CBS 121060
Lineage: Eukaryota; Fungi; Ascomycota; Eurotiomycetes; Eurotiales; Aspergillaceae
Exons: 2
Coding region: 117-443 (108 amino acids)
Source: RefSeq, a predicted model, not a curated record
UAGAUCACAACUGUGGACAUCUGAGUAAAAAUGUUGUACUUUUUUUUUGUUUUGUUUUUGUUUUUUUUGUUUAUUCUUUUUUACCCACUCAGAAUCAUGUUGAGGAUGUGCAUACUAUGAAGGGAAGAAUGACCCAUUCGUACUCAUUCUCCUCAUCUCAGUACCACCAGCUUAUCGAUAAGCCCCACCGCCCCCAAUCAUCACAUGACUCCAUCCCUCCCUCUCCGCCUACGCAACCAACUGUAUCCAUGGAUCGUAAACAAAAACAUUCUUUUUCAUUUUCAAACCUUCGACACCUAAUCGACAAACCACCAAAGUCUAAACGACAAAAGCUUCCAGCCCCCCUCAACUUACAGCCGGCAGAAUAUACCCCACGCGUACUUGAUUCUGCAGAGAAGGAGAACCCCAAAUCUAGCCAAUCUGCGCCUUCUCUCGGGAAGUAGCAAAAAUCAAAAAGCGCAACUUGCAAGGGAGGUGAGUGGUUCCGGCCUUAAAAAAAAAAGGCAAGAGACAAUGCCACCACCACC